CGCCCGCAGCAGAGCUCGGAGCAGACGAACUCAGUCCCGCGCGCGAGCGUCAAACGCCGCGGCGGCCGCCUUGUGCGCGUGGAGAUGGGCGCUCGAGAGUGGGCUGCUGUAGCUGAGUGAGACAGCGCUGCGGAGUUAAGGAGCGGGAGGUGAGAGGAUGUAAGACCCCCCCAGCUCCAACAUGCAGAAGGGGAUGAGGCUGAACGAUGGACACGUCACGUAUCUCGCGCAUCUGGCGAAGAAGGACGGCACGAGGCGAGGCUUCCUGUGCAAGAAGAGCUCGGACAACACGAAAUGGCACGCCAAGUGGUUCUCGUUGUUGCAGAACAUGCUGUUUUAUUUCGAGAGCGACUCCAGCUCGCGCCCCUCGGGACUCUACCUGUUGGAGGGAUGCGUGUGCGAGCGCGCGCCGUCCCCCAAACCGCUUCUCUCUGCUAAAGAAUGUUUAGAGAAGCAGUAUUACUUCACUGUUACGUUCAACCACGAGAACCAGAAAACGUUGGAGCUGCGCACUGAAGACGUGAAAGACUGCGACGAGUGGGUGGCUGCCAUCACACAGGCCAGCUACAGGAACCUGGCUACAGAGCAUGAGACCCUCAUGCAGAAGUACCUUCAUCUACUCCAAAUAGUGGAGACGGAGAAAACGGUUGCCAAGCAACUUCGACAACAGAUAGAGGACGGGGAAAUCGAGAUAGAGCGGCUAAAAUUGGAGAUUUCUGGAAUCCUGAAGGAUAACGAGAAGAUCCAGUCAAACCCAGAGGUGCCGCCCAGCGACGACGACACGGAGAUCAAGAAGAUUAAGAAGGUCCAGAGUUUUUUGCGAGGCUGGAUCUGCCGCCGGAAGUGGAAGACCAUCAUCCAGGACUACAUCCGCUCGCCGCACGCUGAAAGCAUGAGGAAGAGGAACCAGGUGGUGUUCAGCAUGCUCGAGGCCGAGGCCGAGUACGUCCAGCAGCUCCACAUCUUGGUCAACAACUUCCUGCGGCCUCUUCGCAUGGCCGCCAGCUCCAAAAAACCCCCCAUCACCCACGAUGACGUCAGCAGCAUCUUCCUGAACAGUGAGACCAUCAUGUUCCUCCACCAGAUCUUCUAUCAGGGCCUGAAGGCCAGGAUAUCCAGCUGGCCGACACUGGUGCUGGCCGACCUCUUCGACAUCUUGCUGCCCAUGCUGAACAUCUACCAAGAGUUCGUGAGGAACCACCAGUACAGCCUGCAGAUCCUGGCCCACUGCAAACAGAACCGAGACUUUGAUAAACUACUGAAGCAGUACGAGGCCAAGCCCGACUGCGAGGAGAGGACACUGGAGACGUUCCUCACUUACCCCAUGUUUCAGAUCCCUCGGUACAUUCUGACGUUGCACGAGUUGCUGGCGCACACUCCUCACGAGCACGUGGAGAGGAACAGUUUGGACUAUGCCAAGUCAAAACUGGAGGAACUGUCCAGGAUCAUGCAUGAUGAGGUGAGUGAGACGGAGAACAUCAGGAAGAACCUGGCCAUUGAGCGCAUGAUUGUGGAGGGCUGUGAGGUGCUUCUUGACACGAGUCAGACGUUUGUACGGCAAGGCUCUCUGAUCCAGGUGCCGAUGAGCGAGAAAGGGAAAAUCACGAGAGGUCGACUGGGCUCUCUGUCUCUGAAGAAGGAGGGCGAGAGACAAUGUUUCCUUUUCUCCAAACAUCUCAUCAUUUGUACGCGAGGGUCGGGAGGAAAACUCCACCUCACUAAGAAUGGUGUGGUGUCACUCAUUGACUGCACCCUGAUGGAGGAGCCAGAGGGCACAGACGACGAGUCCAAAGUGGAGAGGAGCAGCCAGGACACGGAGCACCUGGACUUUAAGAUUAUUGUGGAGCCCAAAGAGGGUCAGCCUUACAACGUCAUACUUGUUGCUUCAUCCCGACAGGAAAAGUCAGCGUGGACGAGCGAUAUCAGUCAGUGCAUUGACAACAUCCGCUGCAACGGUCUGAUGAUGAACGCCUUCGUGGAAAACAGUAAAGUCACAGUCCCGCAGAUGAUUAAGUCCGACACCAGCUUGUACUGCGACGAUGUCGACAUCCGUUUCAGCAAGAUGAUGAACUCGUGCAAGGUGCUGCAGAUCCGCUACGCCAGCGUGGAGCGCCUGUUGGAGAGGCUGAUCGACCUGCGCUUCCUCUCCAUCGACUUCCUCAACACUUUCCUCCACUCGUACCGGGUCUUCACCAGUGCUGACGUGGUGCUCGACAAGCUCAUCACCAUCUACAAGAAGCCAAUCAGUGCCAUCCCCGCACGCUCCUUGGAGCUUUUCUUUGCCAGCAGUCAGAACAACAAACUUCUGUAUGGCGAGUCGCCCACGUCGCCACGUGCCAGCCGCAAGUUCUCCUCCCCUCCGCCCCUCUCCAUCACCAAGACGUCCUCGCCGAACCGCCGGCGUAAGCUCUCGCUCAACAUCCCCAUCAUCACAGGGGGAAAAGCUCUGGACCUAGCUGCACUCAGCUGCUCCCCCAAUGGCUAUGCAAGCAUGCACACCACCAUGUCACCCUUCGGUAAGACCACGCUCGACAUCAACAAGCUCUACGUGUCCAGCACCAUGGCCAGCAAGAUCCCUGAUGAGGAGGAGCCCAAAGCUGAGAGCAAAGCUGAGGAGUCUGUCCUCAACAAACAAGAUCUGUCUGUGAGAGAGGAAGGCGACGAAGACCCAAGUCAGAGUGAUGAAGCAGAAGCAGAAAUGUCUCCCCCCAAAUCACCAUCAACACCCAAAAACAUCAAGUCAAAAAACUCUGAGUUCUCCCUGUUUUCCUUCAACAACGGAAUGGUGGUGUCCUCUUGCCGGGAGCUUGACAAUAACCGCAGUGCCCUUUCUGCUGCCUCGGCCUUCGCCAUCGCUACGGCUGGUGCCAACGAAGGCACACCGACCAAGGAGAAGUACCGCCGUAUGUCCCUCGCCAGCACCGGUUUUCCUACGGACCAGAGGAAUGGGGACAAAGAGUUUAUCAUCCGACGAGCUGCUACCAACAGAGUUCUGAAUGUGCUGCGUCACUGGGUCUCCAAGCACUCGCAGGACUUUGAGCAGAACACAGAACUGAAGAUGCGGGUAAUUAGUUUCCUGGAGGAGGUGAUGCAUGACCCGGAGCUCCUGACACAGGAAAGAAAGGCAGCUGCCAACAUUAUUAGGACUCUCACUCAGGAGGAUCCAGGAGACGGCCAGGCCACCAUUGAAGGGAUCACUCAGAUGGCGAUGGAAGAAAGUAAGACUGAACCGUUUGAGAACCACUCAGCUUUGGAGAUUGCCGAGCAGCUCACGCUGCUGGACCACCUGGUCUUCAGAGUCAUCCCAUACGAGGAGUUUUUUGGUCAAGGUUGGAUGAAGAACGACAAGAACGAGAGAACCCCGUACAUCAUGAAAACCACCAAGCACUUCAACGAUAUCAGUAACAGGAUCGCCUCGGAGAUCCUUCACUGGGACGACGUGAACCUGCGUGUGGCGGUGAUAGAGAAGUGGGUGGCGGUGGCAGACAUCUGCCGCUGCCUCCACAACUACAACGCCGUGCUGGAGAUCACAUCCUCGCUCAACCGCAGCUCCAUCUUCCGCCUCAAGAGGACCUGGCUCAAAGUUUCCAAGCAGACAAAGACUGUGAUUGAUAAGCUACAGAAGCUGGUGUCAUCAGAGGGUCGAUUCAAAAACUUGAGAGAAGCUCUGAAGAACUGUGACCCUCCCUGUGUCCCCUACCUGGGGAUGUAUCUGACGGACUUGGCCUUCAUCGAGGAGGGAACUCCGAACUACACCGAGGACAACCUGGUCAACUUCUCUAAGAUGAGAAUGAUAUCUCAUAUUAUCAGAGAGAUCCGACAGUUUCAGCAAACAUCUUACAAGAUAGACUUUCAGCCGAAGGCGGCAAAGUACCUGCUGGACCUCAGUACAGUUCUGGAUGAGGAGAGCCUGUAUGAAGCAUCUCUGAGAAUCGAGCCCAAAACUUCAUCAUGAAGAGGAUCUCUGUCACUUUAAAACAAGAUGUCCACAUGUACAUUAUCUGUAAUAGACAUGGUGGACUACGCCCUCUCCAACGGAUGCUUUGUGUAUAAUUAUUAUUAACUGAGUAGAAGCCCAGAGAGGUUUUAUUUCUAUAGAUAUAGAAUAUUUAUGUGUCAUUUAUUGUCUAAAAAGCUAUUCUGUGAUUUAUUUAUUUAUUUUAAGCUACAAAACAAACAACGAAGAGCGUUUAUAGAGUCAAAUAUUUAGUUUUUUUUUUCUAAAUUAAAACAAUGAAAAAGCUCUCAGUCAUGAGAGAUGAUGCAGGAUCAACUGCUGAGGUCCAGGAUCGUUCAGGUCCGUUGAUAUGGGGUUCUGUGGAGAGUUUAUAAGUAAUUAUUAUCUUACCUGUUGUAGACAGAGUUUUAAAUAACUUCAGUUCGGAGAAAUGGAGUUUAAUUUUGACUUGAUUAAUGAGCUAACGGGACAAAGAAACAAGUGAAUGGCUGCCUUCCUAAAACAACUCUGAUCUCAAUAAAAUCAUAGCAGUUCAUGUGAAUAUGACUUUGUAAACUUUACAUUCCCAUCAGUUUCAUUUUACAUGGCUACUCCUGCAGAAAUAUGAUGUUUCUGCUGGAAGUGGUACAGAAAGCUGCUGCUGCUAUUUGAACUAGCAAAAAUCCCUGUGCAUUAUAUGUGACCGCCUGCGUACUGAAACAAUAACCGUGAAACUGAACACGUUGUAAAGGUUUAUAAAACCUUGUCUUAAACAGCUAUAAAAAUUAUAGAUUAGAGUUGUUUUGGUUGGCUUGACCCCGCUCUAGCUAACUGUGAGCUCAUCAGUUUAAUCUGAACUAGAGAAAUUGCAUUUCCUGCAAAAAAGCAGUGUGGAUGCUUAUUGCUGAAGAAAUUGCAGAAAAACAGCUGAAAGUAGCUAAAACAAAUCUGAAUUGUAGCUGAAAUGGAAGAGCAAGCCUAAAAUGGCAGAAGAUGGAAGAAAGAACACAUAUUUGAUGAGUGAGGGUUAAAUAAGCAGAAAUUAGUACAAAAAUUGGGAAACAAGCUAAAACUGCUGAAAUGAGCAAAAAACAGCUGAAAGUAGCUGAAAAGUCAGAAAUAACCUUAACCUACUAGAAGGAAGCAGAAAGAGUUGAAAUUAGCUAAAAAAAAAAAAAGUGGA
Nematolebias whitei (Rio pearlfish) is the source of this 5120-nucleotide messenger RNA. Its product is annotated as ras-specific guanine nucleotide-releasing factor 1. The coding region runs from base 182 to 3955 and encodes 1257 amino acids. Gene Ontology annotation, molecular function: protein binding; guanyl-nucleotide exchange factor activity. Gene Ontology annotation, cellular component: plasma membrane. Lineage: Eukaryota; Metazoa; Chordata; Actinopteri; Cyprinodontiformes; Rivulidae. Gene Ontology annotation, biological process: Ras protein signal transduction; positive regulation of GTPase activity. The record is from RefSeq and is a predicted model, not a curated record. The transcript is spliced from 27 exons.